AUGAUAGCCAAUCCUAAUGCCAAACAAUUUCGAUAUACUGGACUACAAUAUUCGAACGAGUUAAAAGCAUUAUUUGACGGUGUUAGAGCAACAGGAAGAUUUUCAUGGGGACCAUCAAAAGAAGGGUUUCCUACUGAUGGCACUCAGUCACAAUCACAAACGUACAUUGAUCUUGACAUUGGAUCUCUUGAGACACCUUCUUCGCCAAAUGGUGAUGCGGAAAAACAUGGCAAUAAACGGCAAAAGAAAAACAAGUCUGAUGAUCUUGAUAAACAACUGCUUGAAGCUCUUCACACUUUACAAAGUUCUGAUGGGCCAACACUAGAAGAAUGCAAUCGUACUCUGGAUGAGAUGCAACUUUUUGACAUGAGCGACCCAUUAUAUAUAGUUGCAUGUAGCAUUUUUUGCGAGAGCAAGGCACACAGGGAGCAAUGGAUGCUAUUACAUCAAAAACCAGAAGUAGUUAGAAAAAGCUGGAUAGAGUUGAAUGGCAAGAACAUGUUGUCUGAUAAGCAAAAGAGCGCAUUAAAGAUUAUCGCACUUAUUUUGAUCAUCAAAAUAUUGAGGAAAAAACGUAUUGGAAGAAGGCCUGAUACUGACUCUAUGCUUACCGGACCUGGAUAUAUGAAAGAACUUGUAACAGGAAACCCCGCACAUUGUCAGGAAAUGUUACGGAUGAAAAUAGAAGCAUUCGUAAGUAUGUGUCAUCACUUUCGUAUUAGAGGAUGGCUUCAAAAUAGUCGUUACAUAUCUGUAGAAGAAAAGGUCGCAAUGUUUCUCAUAGCAUUGAGUCACAAUAUACGGAAUCGUUUGGUUAAAAGAAGAUUCAAUCAUUCAACACAAACAAUACAUAGGUACUUUUAUGAAGUAUUGCAUGCGAUGCUGAACUUCUCAAAAGAGAUGAUUGUUAACACACCUUAUGAUCAGCCGGCACAUCAAAUACGAGAGAACCAUCGUAUUAGACACAUAUUUCAGGGUGCGGUAGGUGCGCUUGACGGAACUCUUAUUUCAGCAGUUGUGCCAUGUGAUCAACAAAUUCCAUACAGAGGACGAGGAAGAGGAGAAUGUUACCAAAAUGUGCUUGCUAUAUGUGACUUUGAUAUGUUGUUUACAUUUGUGUGGGCUGGUUGGGAAGGGGUAGCACAUGACUCACGGGUGCUAAGAGAAACUAUGAGUGAUCCAGCAAACAACUUUCCAAUUCUUCCUCCAGGAAAAUACUUUUUAUGUGAUGCAGCAUAUACUCAUACACGUAGAUUUAUGGCACCAUACCGGAAUGUGCGGUAUUGGUUAGCUGAUUUCCAAAAUGGUCGGCGUCCUAGGAAUAAAGAAGAGCGAUUCAACCUCGCACAUGCGAGGUUACGGAAUGUGAUUGAGCGUGCUUUUGGAGUUCUGAAGUCUCGUUUUCCAAUACUAAAAAGGAUGUCAUCAUAUCCUUUCGCGGUACAAAGAAAUAUGGUGAUUGCUUGCAUAACCAUGCACAAUUUAUUCGGAGGACUUGCAUUUCAGAUCAAUUUCUUGACGAAUUCAACGAUCCAAAUGCUUCUUACAGCAAUGCUCAACAUCAUGUGGAUAAUUUCGAAGCAGGUGGAGGAUCGACCCAAGCUGAUCAAAUUUUUAUGCUCACCUUACGAGAGCAAAUUGCAACGCAUUUGAAUGCUAUAAACUACUCUUGAGUGUUAAAUUUGAUUUUGCUACUUUAAUAUUUGAUGAAGUUUCAAUGAUCAACAAUAUUUAAAAUAGUUUUUGAGUGUCUUUCUAAUAUUUUGUAUAUAAUGUUAUUAUUUUGAUAGCGGUAUCUUUGUCUAUAUAUAUAUAAUUGAUUGUGAUUUACUAGUCAUGAAUGUAUGAAGGGUAAAUUUGGAAAAUUAAUGACUUUCAGACUUCAGCUCACUGGACAGAUCAAACAGCUUAUUUAAUUCAGUGGUUAAAAUUCAGUACAUAUCAAACAGCUUGUUAGCUUAAACA
Rhododendron vialii is the source of this 1965-nucleotide messenger RNA. RefSeq lists its product as uncharacterized. The record is from RefSeq and is a predicted model, not a curated record. The coding region runs from base 1 to 1653 and encodes 550 amino acids. NCBI's taxonomy places the organism in Eukaryota, Viridiplantae, Streptophyta, Magnoliopsida, Ericales, Ericaceae. The transcript has 5 exons.